AGGUUGCACUGAGUGUGUGAGUGUGUGUGUGUGUGUGUGUGUCGCAAAAGGCUGCGCCGGAAAACGACUCAGAGCGCUCGCUUUGCGGCCAACCCUGAGGUGCCUGAAUGAAGGCUGUUGGGGGCGGUGAGACCCGAGGCAGGCUUUUGAAAUCGACAGACUAAGGUGAGAAGAUGAUGGCUUUUUCAGACCGUCUGCAACAUCGUGGUUGCAUAUAACCAUCAUGGGCCACUGAGCACCGCAAUCACUGAUCUCAUCAGCUGCUGAAGUCGGUGCAGGAUGGACCCCGUGGUCCUCAGCUACAUGGACAGCCUCCUGCGGCAGUCAGACAUCUCACUGUUGGACCCUCCGAGCUGGCUGAAUGACCACAUCAUUGGAUUCGCCUUCGAAUACUUUGCCAACUGUCAGUUCCGGGACUUCUCCAGCCAGGUCGCCUUCAUCAGCCCUGAAGUCACCCAGUUCAUCAAAUGCACGAGUGACCCAGCUGAGGUCGCCUUGUUCCUGGAACCCCUGGGGCUCCCCCAGAAACGGGUGAUAUUUUUAGCCAUCAAUGACAACUCCAACCAGGCAGCUGGGGGAACCCACUGGAGCCUGUUGGUUUAUCUCCAGGAUAAAAACCGCUUCUGUCAUUACGAUUCCCACAGCAGGAGCAACUCCAUCCAUGCCAAGCAGGUGGCGGAGAAGCUGCAGGCUUUCUUAGUCAGAAAUGGAGACAGGCCGGCCUUUGUGGAGGAGAAAGCCCCUGCUCAGCAGAACAGCUACGACUGCGGGAUGUAUGUGAUCUGUAAUGCCGAGGCUUUGUGCCACAGCCUCUUUGGACAGCAGCCAGAGGCCCUGCUGCAGCUGCUCACCCCCACAUACAUCACACAGAAGAGGGCGGAAUGGAAAGAGCUCAUCGCCAGGCUUGCUCAAAAUUAGCUGCUGACGGAUAUCUGUGCCUGUGGAGUCUCUCCUGAGGCUGCAGCCUGGCCUCCCUGCCGCGGGGAGACCGCCUGGUGGGGGACAGCCCUGACCUGACCACUUGCUGCGGGAGGGUGAGCAUCCUCUGUUAUCACCCUUGAUUUGAGAGCACGUCAGAGUUCCGCACCAGAACCUUAAAGCCAGUGUAUCUUAACAUCUAUCGCACACACUUCUCAUUUUGGUCUAAAAAUUAAUCCUUCUUGGUCUCCCUUAAUCCUCAUUAGCUUUAAAAAAAAAAAAAAAUCAGUGAUCUGUAAAACAAAUCAGGAAUUCGAGAAGUCUGAAGAAAAGAAAAAAAAAAAGCCAUGAAAAGAACAACUAUAGCAAAAAAAAUCUGUUGCAGGUUUGUUUGUUUUUUGUUGUUUUUUUUUUUUUAAUACAACCUGCAUAAUUAAAGAGCUCAACUGGCCAGAAGCAGAUCACAGCCAGACUUCACCCAAGACCAAAACAUUCGAAGCCUCAGUGAUGGGGGUCUGUGAUCUUGGCCGUUCACAGUGCAGAGAGAGGCCUUCCCUGUGCAUAUAUUUAAUUUAAAAAACAAAAAUGGUGUUAGCCCCCUCUCCUCCCAUCUGAUUCCCGGGAUGCCUUAAGGACAAGCAGGAGAACUUGCUCAGGAAGCCGGCUCUCCCGCUGCCCUGCGUUGCUCACAGUGCCUCCUGGCCUUGGCUAAGGGGCCACACACAUGCUCCCUCCUCAGAUACAAAAUUCAUUUGGUUAUAGAAAAUAAGAGUUGAUAACUUCUCAGGUUUACCUAUUAUUUCAGAUAAAUAUUUCUGCUUUCUGGGAGUGAAGAAUUCCCUCUCCUUGAACAUGGCACAAUCGUUUUUUUCGGAUUUGUUUGUUUUCAGUUAUGUCAUGAUGAUUUUAGGAUCAUCAGAGCAUCUGAAAUUUAGAGUUGGUUUAUUUUUAAAAGAGGAAGAAAAAAUGGCCUCCCCCCACCAUUUCCCUUAACUCAAAAAAUGCAAACAAUGCAAUUUUUACAGAGUCGAAACGGGAUCCCUCCGGUAACACAGAUGGGGUUUCUGCAGGUUCUCUGGGUCAUGCACAGUCAUAUGAGGCGCUCAUCUUGUUCCUCAUGAGAAUUAGAGACGUGAAAACCAAA
Ochotona curzoniae (black-lipped pika) is the source of this 2062-nucleotide messenger RNA. It is a transcript of the gene SENP8, whose product is annotated as SUMO peptidase family member, NEDD8 specific. Gene Ontology annotation, biological process: proteolysis. The record is from RefSeq and is a predicted model, not a curated record. The coding region runs from base 280 to 918 and encodes 212 amino acids. The transcript has 3 exons. Gene Ontology annotation, molecular function: deNEDDylase activity; cysteine-type peptidase activity. NCBI's taxonomy places the organism in Eukaryota, Metazoa, Chordata, Mammalia, Lagomorpha, Ochotonidae.